CAGCGGGAUCCUUAUUUCCUGCCAUCGCAUUAGACUGGCUGAGUUCUUGCUGGCCACCACCUAGUCAAUCGCUCUGCAGCAACGUCUACACACCAAUCAAGCUCGUGAACGCACACCGGGCGGCGCACGUUGACUCAAUCAGAUGUCCCGCUUUUCACGCGACAACGACAUCACUAUGGCGACCGAGCUACCAAGCAUUCUCACCGCCUUGGAGACCUUCGUGAAUGACUUCCUGAAGCAGCUGAGCGAAGAGCGAAUCUGUCGUGAUAGCUUACAGCAAGCACUCACCGGUGUCCAAUCUACCGUGCAGCAAGCUCUCGAUGUGCUCAAUGAUUUCCCUAUUCCUGCGCAGGAUAUUGAGAGCAGGUCCGAAGCUAUGGCAUUGCAGUUCCACGUUAUGACGACCUUGUGGAAAGCAGGUAUCACGCUCACGGAAGCGACCCUAGACCGAUUCCCGCAACGUGGACGCACAAUGUCAGAGCGCAUCGACUCUCGUGAGCACGCACACCCGCUGAGCCUGAGCGGUGGCCUUCUGCCUUGCCCUGCACAAAUCACGAACGAUGGAGUCCAUAACGGCGUGCCUGGCAACCCGUCUGCACCGACAACUCUCAGAGCGACAGCUUCUCGGGACGAGCACGCUUACCAGCAGCUCGAAGGAGCCACCGUAACCCCGGGCACCGGAGUAGACGCAACAGUCACCGAUAGUAUCGCACAGUCACCCACGCAAAGCCAGGGCUGGCAGGACAUACCAACUCCGACCCUCUUCAGAUUGCAGCAUCACACCGAGUCAGAUCUCCUCAUACUAGUCCCGCUGGCGACGGCGCAGCGCGUCGAAACCAGCACGGAUAACCUAUAGCUCGGGUGGGAAC
Messenger RNA from Baudoinia panamericana UAMH 10762, 869 nucleotides. RefSeq lists its product as uncharacterized. Lineage: Eukaryota; Fungi; Ascomycota; Dothideomycetes; Mycosphaerellales; Teratosphaeriaceae. Bases 143 to 856 code for a protein of 237 amino acids. The transcript is spliced from 3 exons. The record is from RefSeq and is a predicted model, not a curated record.